CCAAAUAUUGAAGAAAUAAUUCUUAGUUAUUUUGUAAAGUUGCUGCAAGUUUACUCCUCGGGCUUCCUAAGCAAUCUUAGUUGUUUAUGUUUAAAUGGUUGUGUCGAGCUUAGGAGUGUAAGUCUUCCUAGUAACAUUCUAUCAACAUCUUCUGGAUUAGUUGUUCUCUAUGGUUGUCGCAACCUUGAAAUGCUUUUAAUAAGUUGUAGAACUGAUGUGGUUCAAUCAUACAGUUGUUCGCAUUUUGAUGGAUUCUGGGACUGGGAAGCAAUAGGUAACUUUAAAGAUAAAGAUAAAGUAGCAAUACUGUCGCGUGGUAUGGAGCCGUCAAAAAAUGCAGGGGGUUACGAGAUUGGAGAAUAUUACACUUUUGAGUUUAACCCUACUGCUGAUGCUGACAGAUACGAAAAAGAAGAACCAUCAGACAAUAUAUGCUUACUAAACAUGAAAGUGAUGAUAAAGACCACGCCCUCGUUGUAUAGAAGUAUCAACGAGCUUUGCUGGUUAGAUAUCUCUAAUUGUGAAUCACUUACAUGCCUACCAGCUGAACUUUUCAAUUUGAAUUCUCUGAGAAGACUUUAUCUCGGUGGUUGUUUAAAGUUGGAGGAGUUACCUGAAAUCGAGGAGACUAUGGAAAAUCUAACAGUGCUCAUCUUAGACAAAACAGCAAUAAAAGAAUUACCUUCAUCCUUGCACCAUUUGGUCAGGCUUGAAGAGUUGAGCUUGCAAAUGUGCACAAGACUUGAGACGAUUCCAUCUUCCAUUGGAAGUCUCAGCAAACUCUUCAAGUUAGACCUUACCUACUGUGAAUCACUUGAAACCUUUCCAAGCAGCAUUUUCAACUUGAAGCUUACAAAACUUGAUUUACAUGGUUGCACAAUGCUUAGUACCUUCCCAGAGAUCUUGGAGCCUUCAGAAAGUUUUGCUCACGUUAACUUAACUAAAACAGCAAUUAAAGACCUGCCUUCAUCAUUGGAGUUUUUGGUUGGGCUUCAAACCUUGCGCCUCAGAUUGUGUAGUAAUCUGGUGUCACUUCCUAACGGCAUUGUUAAUCUAAACCGUCUAUCCCUGCUUGAUUUCUCUGACUGUUGCAGAUUAACAGGUAUCCCAAAUAACAUUGGUCACUUGUCAUCCUUGACAGAACUUUCACCACAAGAAAGCAGUAUUGUGAACCUUCCUGAGAGUAUGACUCAUCUCUCAAGUUUGAAAUCACUUGAUUUAAGUGACUGCAAAAGGCUUGAAUGAUUUCCAAAGCUUCCACCAAAUCUAAACCAGGUUUCGGCAUUUGAUUGCCCAUCCAUUAAGAGAGUGGUGCCAAAUUCAAGGUUAAAACUCCUGUCUGAUUCCAAAGAAUGUACCUUUAAAUUUUAUUUCACCAAUAGUCAACAACACGAUGAAUACUUUUGGGGUGGUAUUGGAGACGAAGCAUGGAUUAGGAUCAAUGAAUAUAAGUCAGUGUUCUUCUGUUUUUCAGGGAGUGCAGUUCCUGGUUGGUUCCCUUACCGUUGCCAGGGAAAUUUUGUAAUCAUGAAUGAAGAUUCUCUGUAUCCGCGUGGUAAAAACAGUCUCGUUGGAUUCGCUUUGUGUGUUGUUUUGGGACGUGUGGAUUACACAAGAACAAGAGGUAGUAAAUUUACAUACAGACUAUCAUUUGAAUCUGAAGGCCAAAGACACUUUCUUCCCAACCAUGAUCUAAAAAGCUAUUUCCACUGGAAGGGUCGAGAUAGGUUUUCUGUUCAAGAUCACACAUUCCUAUGGAAAUAUCAAUUGGACUUUGAAAGAAUUGGCAGCAAGCUAUUUCAUGCCCAACACUUCGCUUUUGAGAUCCAUCAAGACUAUCAUCAUCACUUACGUUUUCAAAAUCAUUAUCUCUCAGGUUUUCAAUCAACCGUCAAGGUGAAAGAGUGUGGAAUAUGUCCUCUGUAUACCAAAUAAAAUGAUGAUAAUGGUAUGAGAUUCUUAAAUAAUAGCGUUGAAGAACCGAGUGGGAGCAAAGCUGCAUCAUUAUUAUAUUUUGUAUACAAACAAAAGAUGAUGAUACAUCGCUUUUAUUUUAUUUGACCUUUUCUUUUCGGGAUAUACCUUCUUAAUGAGAUAUUUUUUCUCUUUUCAAUUGCA
Molecule: messenger RNA, 2118 nt
Organism: Medicago truncatula (barrel medic)
Lineage: Eukaryota; Viridiplantae; Streptophyta; Magnoliopsida; Fabales; Fabaceae
Product: disease resistance protein RPV1
Exons: 1
Coding region: 190-1245 (351 amino acids)
Cellular component (GO): cytoplasm
Source: RefSeq, a predicted model, not a curated record